AACAUCUCCGUUCGUCCUCAUGGCUCAAACACUUUGCCUCACCAAGACAUCGAUCUGAUGAAGGUUGUGAAGAAGGUGACAGAUCCGAAAACCUCCGGUGGUUUGGGAUUACAGCUUCCGCUUAUCGUUCGUUUCCCUGAUGUUCUGAAGAAUCGUCUCGAGUGUCUUCAAUCAGCGUUUGAUUACGCGGUUCAGACUCAAGGCUAUGGUUCUCAUUACCAAGGUGUGUAUCCUGUGAAAUGUAAUCAAGAUCGGUUCGUUAUCGAAGAUAUUGUUGAGUUCGGAUCGAGUUUUCGAUUCGGGUUGGAAGCUGGUUCGAAGCCUGAGAUACUCCUUGCUAUGAGUUGUUUGUGUAAAGGU
Camelina sativa (false flax) is the source of this 360-nucleotide messenger RNA. The record is from RefSeq and is a predicted model, not a curated record. Lineage: Eukaryota; Viridiplantae; Streptophyta; Magnoliopsida; Brassicales; Brassicaceae.